This is a messenger RNA of Maudiozyma saulgeensis, 3234 nucleotides long. The record is from the annotation of a GenBank genome assembly. NCBI's taxonomy places the organism in Eukaryota, Fungi, Ascomycota, Saccharomycetes, Saccharomycetales, Saccharomycetaceae.
AUGGCCGGUUUAUUUGUUCAAGAUGAAGAUUUGGAGGAUGAGUUUCUACAACAGGAGUUAUCUAGACAAGACGAGAUAAUUACUAGUAAGGUACGAGAUUCUUCUCACCAAGUAACCGAUGAUAACGAUAUCAUGACGAGUAGCACACAGGAAGCCAUUUCUAACGAGAAAGUUGAUGAUAUAUCUGAAGAUGAAGAGGAUGAGAAAUCAUUGUAUCCCUUAAUACCUGUAGAUGCAGAUCAAGGAAAUGAUAUGAAACCUAAUAUCGAGGAUAUUAGACCUGUUGAUAUUAAACUAAAUGUAGAGCUACCCUUUCAAGUCCAGAUAAUAGAGAGUUGUUUAGUUUCAGAUGAUCCACUUGUAAUCCUUGGUAAAGGUUUAGAUGUAACUAAUAUUGUUGCUAAUUUAUUACAUAUACUAGCAACACCAACAAUGGUAAAUGGAGAGUCAAAGAGAUCAUUGGUAAUAGUAUUGAAUGCAACAGCUUCUGAUAAUAGACGAUUAUAUCAAGGCUUGCAGGAGUUUGCUUGGCUGGACGAUCGUCAGGAAGCAGAACAAGAACAAAAUUUUCAAACACCCUUUCACAUUGUUACUUCAGAUUCUUUAAGUGUUGAAAAAAGAAGAAAAUUAUAUUUAGGAGGUGGUAUAGUAAGUGUAACUUCCAGAAUCCUAAUUGUAGAUUUAUUAUCUGGGAUUUUACAUCCAAACAAAGUAACAGGCAUGGUGAUUCUAAAUGUGGACUCUUUGAAAAAUUAUUCUAAUGAAUCAUUUAUAUUAGAAAUAUAUAGAUCUCAGAAUAGAUGGGGGUUUAUUAAAGGAUUUUCAGAAGUACCUGAAUCAUUCACAAUGGAAUUCUCACCCUUAACGAAAAGAAUGAAGGAAUUACGAUUCAAAAAUGUUCUCCUCUGGCCUAGGUUUAGAGUAGAAAUUUCAUCUGUUUUAAACAAAAAUUCUGAUUUAAAUAAAGUAAUCGAAGUUAAAGUAUCGUUAACAAAUUCAAUGUCACAGAUUCAAUUUGGUCUCAUGGAAUGUUUGAAAAAAUGCAUUGACGAACUGAAUAGAAAGAACCCAACGUUGUCCUUAGAAUGGUGGAACUCUGAGAAUUCUUUGGACCCUAAUUUCUUGAAAUCAAUAAACUCAGUGAUGAUGCCAAAUUGGCAUAGAAUAUCCUAUGAAUCCAAACAAUUGAUUAAGGAUAUUAGAUUCUUGAAACAUUUACAUAAGUCACUUCUGAAUGCCGAUGCAGUAGAUUUCUAUGAGGAUGUCCAAACGAGUUUAGACGCAAACAAGCCAUCGGUCUCUAGAAAAUAUACAGAAUCUCCUUGGUUAAUGGCAGAAGAAUCUCAAUUGGUUAUAUCAUACGCCAGAAAGAGAGUUUAUGACAAAGAAGAGUAUUCCUUGGAGGAGCUACCGAAAUGGGAACAAUUAAUGAAUAUUCUGGACGACAUUGCUCAAUCUAGAUUGAAAAAUAACCAAAGUGGGCCGACUCUGAUUGUCUGUUCUGAUAGCAAUACUGCUAUCCAAUUAUCCCGUUUGGUGAAAAUGGGCAAUGUAAAACAAGGUUUAAGAAAAUUGAUGCUUUCAAAAUUACAAUAUUAUAAAGAAAGACGUGAGGAAAGGAAACGGUUAUUAAAUGAAGUUAAAGAGAAACAUAAUCAACCUACUGAAUUAGACGUUAGUACAACAUUCUCCAAAGAACAAGUAGAAUCAAAAAGAAGAAGGACGAGAGGAGCUGCUGUUGUUGCACAGGUGCAGAGAUUGAAAACAGCUGGUUCGGGGGAAGAUAUCGAGAGUGCUAUAGAUUCGUAUGAUUUACAUAAUGAAUUAGGCCUUAUAAACGAUGAAGAUGAAGAUGAAAAUGUUUCAGAUAUUGAUCUAUUGGAGGGUCAUCCUUUAGACAACCAAGGUAAUGAUAUAAUUACCCAGAUGGAAAACAUUCCAGAUGAUCUUGAAACUAUUGAUGAGAAUCAAGAUUUUGAACUACAACAGAUACUUACCGAAGGUUACAAUAAUAUAACACACGAAACUUUUGAAAAGCAAUUAGAUGAUAUUAGCUUCGUAGAUACAUCAGAUCAAGUAAUAAUUGAAACGUUUUCCGAUGUGGAUGAUGAAACAUUAUUACAAGAAAUUAGGCCAUCAUUUAUUGUGAUGUUCCAACCGGAUUUAACAUUCAUCAGGAGGGUUGAAAUUUACCGUACAAUUCAAAAUCAAGAUUUAAAAAUAUAUUUCAUGUAUUAUGCCGAGAGUAUCGAAGAACAGCAACAUUUAACAUCCAUUAAGCGUGAAAAGGAUGCAUUUUCUAAACUAAUCAAGGAGAAUUCCCAAUUGGCUAGCCAUUUUGAAGCUCCUGAAGAUAUUUCUCAUUUCAAGAAUCUUGCAGAGAGGCAAAUGAAAAUGAACAAAUUAAAUAAUAAGAAUACCAGAAAUGCAGGUGGCCAAAAUAACAGUGCCCAUUUCACUCAGGAUGUGGUUAUUGUAGAUACACGUGAAUUUAAUGCAUCCUUACCUGGUCUACUAUUCAGAUACGGUGUUCGUGUAAUUCCAGCAAUGCUAUCCGUUGGCGAUUACAUUAUAACACCAGACAUUAGUCUAGAAAGAAAGUCGAUAUCAGAUUUAAUAGGGUCGUUACAAAAUAAUAGACUUGUUGGACAAUGUAAAAAAAUGUUGAAGUACUAUAAAUAUGCUGUUUUAUUGAUCGAAUUUGAUGAAAACCAAUCGUUCUCAUUAGAACCAUUCAGUGAACGAAAAAAUUAUAGGAAAUCAGAUCUAUCGACGACACACCCAAUUUCAAGCAAGUUGUCUCAGGACGAGAUACAGUCAAAAUUGGCAAAAUUGAUUAUAAAGUUUCCCACACUCAAAAUUAUAUGGUCAUCAUCACCACUUCAAACGAUAAAUAUUAUUUUGGAGUUAAAGAUUGGUAGAGACCAACCCGAUCCUAACGUGGCAAUCUCAUUUGGUAUACAUUUGAGGAAAAAUGCCAAGGUUAAUAAUAGUCAAUCAACCAAAGAUAAGGAGAAUACUGAUAAAUUUUCUGGCUUACUGGGUAUUGACGGCCUUUCCAAGAUUGAUUAUUUCAACAUAAGAAAGAAGGUUAAACAAUAUAACAAAUUAGCCAAGAUGAAUAUUGACCAACUAACAGAGAUUUCGGGUGACUCUACAAUUGCAUACAAAAUUUUGGAUUUCAUUCAAGAGCAAAAAGAACUAGAAAAAGAUAUCGAUAUAGAUGAAAUGUGA